Triticum turgidum subsp. durum (durum wheat) is the source of this 606-nucleotide messenger RNA. The record is from the annotation of a GenBank genome assembly. NCBI's taxonomy places the organism in Eukaryota, Viridiplantae, Streptophyta, Magnoliopsida, Poales, Poaceae.
AUGGGGAAGAAAGGUAUCGUGGUGGCGACCACCGUCAUCGCCGUGAUGACUGUCAUCUUCGGGGUCAUCAGCGCGGUUUUCUUGGGGCUGAGAAGCUAUCAGGAUGACCACGAUGACCGCAGCGUGUGUAAGUACGAGCGAUCGCCGGCGACGGCUUGCGGCGUCGUGGCGGCCGUGCUGGCGCUAACGACACAGAUUCUCGCUAGCGUGGCCAUCGGCUGCUGUGGGGCAUGGCAGAAUCCCAAGAGGGCCAAUCGCAUCGCCGCCGUCGUUUUUUAUGUCAUCUCAUGGAUCCUAGCGAUCAUAGCGGUGCUAGCUUUCCUGGGAGGCGCCCUAUUAGGGAUUGAAGGAUCUAUGGAGAAAACUAUUGGGAAUAGUAGUUGUGCCGGAGGUGUCGCAGUUUUCGUGGACGCGACAUUUCUGUUUCUUGUAGUUGUCGCCCUUGUGGUCUCCUCGUAUCUUCUUACUCAGAAAAAUGACCACCACGAAGCAACCGCGGGCAAUAAUCCUCGUUUGGUACCAACCACUACAUCUCCUUCGGCGCCAACAGCUACAUCUAAAGACAGCGCCUACGCUUCUGCUCCUGUGCCAGCAAAUGAAGUCUGA